Molecule: messenger RNA, 2115 nt
Organism: Rhodotorula toruloides NP11
Lineage: Eukaryota; Fungi; Basidiomycota; Microbotryomycetes; Sporidiobolales; Sporidiobolaceae
Product: digestive organ expansion factor
Exons: 9
Coding region: 1-2115 (704 amino acids)
Biological process (GO): maturation of SSU-rRNA from tricistronic rRNA transcript (SSU-rRNA, 5.8S rRNA, LSU-rRNA)
Cellular component (GO): small-subunit processome; nucleolus
Molecular function (GO): rRNA binding; U3 snoRNA binding
Source: RefSeq, a predicted model, not a curated record
AUGAAGCCUAUCGCAGACCCUCGCCUCAAUCUCCUCACGGUCUUGAACGUCCAGUCCGCACGACCAACAGGCUCGACGGGCAAGCGACCAGCCGUGUCUCACGCAACGACACGGGACUGGCACGCCAUUGCGCGCAAAGCGCAGAAGAAGGCGAAGGGAGCGAGUGCGGGUGCUGAGAGGGCGAGGAGGGCUCUCGCGGACAAGGUGGACGAGGCGGCCGAGGUGAUUGAGGAGCAGGAGGACGCUCAGACGGACGAUGCGAAGGUCGGAGCGGAGGACGCGGCGUUCUCGGAUGCGGAUUCCGACGACGAAGCUGCACCUUCGCCUUCCUCGUCCGUCGCCAAAGACCCCUUUGCGGCCCACUUUGGCCCCAACUCGGCGCUCGUUGAAGGAAAGGAGGUAUCGCAGCUGGAGGAAGAGGAGAAGAAGUGGAGCAAGGGGAAGAGCGUCUUGCCCGGUGCAGGAGAGGUCGCCUGGACGCGGCCAGACGGCGUCGAGUCGGCGGUCAAGGGCGAGGAGGAGGCGUUGCAGGCGUACAACGCGAAACUGGUCGAGAAACUUCGCGCUUCGUCCGGCCGCACCUCGGUUCCUCCGACCCAGGCCGCCUGGCUCCGCACGCUCUCGACGUGCCAGGACGUCCUCUUCCCGAAGGUCGAGGUCGGCAGCGACGAGCAUGACGCGAUUCGCGAGGCUUGCGCGAUGCAUGCUAUGAACCACGUGCUCAAGACCCGCUCGCGCAUCCUCAAGAAUAACGAGUUCCUCGCCCGCUCGGCCCUUGACCCCUCCUCUCCCUCUUCCACCCCUCGCAACACCCAAGACCAGUCCUUCACCCGCCCGAAAGUCCUUCUCCUCACGCCCUUCCGCAACUCUGCCCUCUCAUGGGUCCAACACCUCGUCUCGUACCUCCCCCCAACCACCUCCCUCAUCGAAUCCUACCCUCGCUUCGUCUCGGAAUACUCCCUUCCCGAUGGCGCCUCCGACAAACUCGUCGAAAGGGCCGACGAGUACCCACGCGAUCAUGUUGAGACUUUCAAGGGCAACAUUGAUGACACGUUCCGCUGCGGCAUCAAGGUGACGAGGAAGGCGGCGAAAAUGUUUAGCGAGUUUUAUCAGGCGGACGUGAUUGUGGCGAGUCCGUUGGGAUUGAGGACGAGUAUCGAGAAGGAUGGCGACUCGGACUUCCUCUCGUCCAUCGAAAUCCUCCUCGUCGACCAGAUGGACGUGAUGCUCAUGCAGAACUGGGAGCAUGUUCAGUUCGUGAUGGAGCGGCUUAACAAGAUGCCUGAGGAGGAUCACGGCUGCGACUUCUCGCGCGUCAAGCCCUGGUACCUCGACGGAAAAGCCGCCCACCUCCGCCAGUCCAUCCUCCUCUCCUCGCUCGACUCGCCCGAACUGCGCGCCCUCUUCACCCGAUCCUGCCACAACCGAUCCGGCAAGCUUCGGGCGAUCCCGCGAGCACCGAAUAACGGCGAGGGAGUGCUCGGGAUGGUACCGAGGGGGCUGAGGCAGGUUUGGAGCAGGUUUGAGGGUGGCGAGGUUUGGGAGGAGGACGAGAAGCGGUUCGAGUUCUUCACGUCCAAGACCCUCCCGACCCUGCUCAAAUCCGCCGUCUCGUCCUCCCAAACCCUCAUAUUCGUCCCCUCCUACUUCGACUUUGUCCGCGUCAAGCGCUACCUCCAGAAGAACAUUUCCCAGCUCGGCUCCGACUUCUCGUUCGCAGCCAUCUCUGAGUACUCCGACACGCCUGAAAUUUCGAGGGCACGGGGCGCGUUCUUCCAGGGCAAGAAGAAGUUCUUGUUGGUGACGGAGCGGUUCCAUUUCUUCCGUCGCUACCGCCUGCGAGGCGCCAAGACCUUCGUCUUCUACGCACCGCCCAUCCACCCGCUCUACUACCCAGAGGUUCUCGCCUUCCCCUUCACCGCGCCCUCCUCCCUUUCCUCUUUCCAGCCAUCCGGCGAUGCAGACGUCGACGAGAGCGAGCUUUCCGCGCACGUCCUCUUCUCCAAGUACGACGUCUUGCGGGUUGAGCGGAUUGUUGGGACCAAGGAUGCGAGGAGGAUGUGUGGACUUGACGCGGAGGGCGAGAGCGGUGAGAGGAGGUUCACCUUUGUGUAG